UGCGCAAUCAGCUCGGAAAAUAUGCUGAGUGGACAAAAAUAGAGAAAAAACUGCGCCCAAAAAAAAGCAAGCGACUUGCAAAGCCAUAAGAUCGUAUUGAAAACUCCAAUGCCUGGCGAUUUUUUUCUCAGCGUUGCAAGAUAAAAUUAAUUUUAAAAGGAUGCACUUCUUUCAGUUCUUUCAGCUCUCUCAAUACUUUUCAUAUUAGCCGACAAAAAAGAAUAAUACUAACAAUGGACACGGCGAAACUGCGCACGCUAGUCAAACCACUAGUGCACGGUGUUCUGCUCAAGGUGCAUCCGGACUAUUUUGUCCACGACCCAGUGGCCAAGCGCAUCAACCAAGCCUCAGUGCAGCGACUGCAGGACCUGCUCGCCCCGGUGCUCAAAGAUCCCAGCGAAAAGCAUAGUCGAUCUGGGCCAGUCGAUACGCCACUCGAAUUCUUCAGCAAAAGCAGCGACGCGACGCAGAACCCAAUCUCCUUUGCAUUCUCAAAAAUCCACCAGUCCACCACCGGUGCCCCGCACCGUCACCAGCACCACGAGCAGCAGCAUCAGCAGCUGGUCGCGCAGCGCACUCGCGACCUGGUUGCGCUAUGCGGAGAGCUCAGCGUGCCCACGUCGACGGAGGCGCUGGCCGAGAUCGAAAAAACCAUCGGGCCCAGCCUAGCUGCCGCAGCGGCAUCGGCGCCUGUCAGCGCCGGGGAGCUACGGGCGGCGCGAGCACGCGAAGCCCUAGAGAACUACGCUCGCAGGAGUGCGGCUCCUGACUUACAUGCGGCGCUGCUGGACAGGCUGCGGCAGGCGUCCUGGUCACCGGACGACGCGCAGCGGUCCAAGAGCGCCCGGCUGGAGCUCGAUCGCAGCAAGGUCUUUUUCGCCAGCUCAGUCAAUCCGCAGCGCUACGCUGGGGUCGUCGAACGCAUCGAAGCUGAACUGCACAACUUGCAUUAUGACCGAUGGUGCUCGCUGCCGCUGAUGAUAGUCAAUGACUGGCGGCACGCCUUCCGGGGCUCGGCAAGCCGGUAUCCGGGGUUUGUCGUUAUUCCGACAAAGGUUUCGAUUCAAGGUACAGAAUGCAGAUCACGCACAGAUCACGAAACAGAAACAAUGGAAGAAAAAUGCUUUUAUUUCGCGCUGACAAUAUUUCAUGCCAUGCUAACAACUAACAAAACGUGCUUUAUUUGCCUGCAGUAGAGUUCAACAGAUACAUUUUACAAAACCUCAGCGACAUCACGCAGGCUCGCAGCGAGCGAAACUCGC
Messenger RNA from Kickxella alabastrina, 1262 nucleotides. RefSeq lists its product as uncharacterized. The transcript has a single exon. The record is from RefSeq and is a predicted model, not a curated record. The coding region runs from base 234 to 1196 and encodes 320 amino acids. NCBI's taxonomy places the organism in Eukaryota, Fungi, Kickxellomycota, Kickxellomycetes, Kickxellales, Kickxellaceae.